CGCGGGCGGGGUGGAGCGGCACGGCGCGGCGGGGCGCGGAGAGGAGAGGCGACAUGGGGGUGGGGGGGCCGUGGGUGCUGCGGGUCGGGCUGGGGCUGGGAGCGCUGGCCUUGCUGCUGCAGGGGCUGCGGGGCUGGUUAGCCUGCAAGCGGUACGAGUUCCAGCCCGCCGAGAUCGCCGAGCUCGCCCGACACCACGCGGGGCUGGAUCACGAGCUGGCUUUCUCCAAGAUCAUUGUGGAACUGCGGAAGAAGCACCCGGGCCACAUCCUGCCUGACGAGGACCUGCAGUGGGUGUUUGUGAAUGCAGGCGGCUGGAUGGGCUCCAUGUGUCUGCUGCAUGCCUCCCUCACUGAGUAUGUGCUGCUCUUCGGGACAGCCAUCGACACUGGGGGACACUCAGGUCGCUACUGGGCAGAAAUCUAUGACACCAUCAUCUCAGGCACUUUCCGGCAGUGGAAAGAGGGAACCACCAGAAGCGAGAUCUAUUAUCCCGGGGACACCAUCGUGCACCAGGCAGGAGAGGCCACGUCAGUGCAGUGGAGUGCAGGCACCUGGAUGGUGGAGUACGGCCGAGGCUUUGUCCCAUCCACACUUGCCUUCGCGCUGGCAGACACCCUCUUCAGCACUCAGGACUUCCUCACCCUCUUCUAUACCCUGCGCACCUACACCAAGGGCCUCCUCCUGGAAGCCAAUGCCUUCUUCAGCACUUUGGGCUGCUGAGCCUGGCUGGACAGUGUGCCCCAACAGCCUUCCUCCCCCUUUCUCCUCCUCCCUCUCUGGGCUGCAGAUCCCACAACCUGGGGAUGAGGAUGCUGGUGCGUCCAGCACCAAGCAGUCCCUGGGAGGUUCCCCAUGUGCCAUCUGGGUUGGCAGGCAGCUGCGGCUGUGGUCAGCACAGAGCACAGUGUCCAGCUGGCAGCUCCCACCGUUGCUUCCAGGUGCUGGCAGCACACAGUGUCCCCAGGCACCGGGGGAGGAUGCCCAGGCAGUAUGGGGAUGAUCAGCCUCUGUGCUGAAGGUCUGUUCUGGCACCUAUCCCCGCUGUGUCACCUGCCCCUUGAGUGGAUGAGAUCCCUUCCUUGUGCCUCCCCCUUGUUUUCCCCCCAGGGGGGACAGCCACAAUCUGUCGCCUUAACCAAGCAUGGCCUCCAGGCUGUGCAUAUAUUGAGUGUCUGCGGGUGUCCAAAACUCUGAAUCAGCUCAGGAUGGGACUUUGCCCCUCAAAACACUUCCCCUGGCUGAGAGCCAGCAAGGUCCCCAGCCAAGUGAGGGUGUGCACUCUGCUCACGGCCUGAUGCCCGUGUGGGCUCAGCAGAGGGCUUCCAGCUCUGUUCUGUUCCCAAAAUACUCUGUGUCCCCAGGCCAGAAGCCUACAGUACAUCUCUCCUUAUCCCUCCAACUGGCAGCCCUGUGCAUGGGCUACAUUGUCUUUUGUCACCCCGGAAGAGAUGGCAGUAAUAAACAUCAUCAUCCCACCUGCUUGGGUGUCUGGUGUGUGCAGAGCCCCCAGCAUGAGAUAUGGGUCUGGGGGCUCCUUGGGGACAGCCGUGGGGGCACAACAGUGCAGAGGGAUAGGUAGGAGUGUGGGGAGAGAAGGGUGUGAGAAGAGCAUGGAAGGUGAUCCUGGGGUGCAUGGGCUAUGCACACAUGUGCAGGGCUGCAAGCAGUGCUCUGUGUGGAUGUGCAUUAGCUGUGCAUAGUUGUGUGUGUGAUUAAAAACGUGCAGGUGGAUAGAGGGCAGGUGUGUGCACAUGUAUGCAUAUGCAGAGCAAGCAUGCAUCUAUCUGGUCAGGAAAGGCUGGUGCCGGGGGGGAUCCUGGUGCACAGCACAUAGCACAUGUGCAUGGAUGUGUGUAGGCAGAGAAGCUGUGUGCGUGCGUUUGUGCACCUCUGUGCACGUGCCCCAUUCAGGUUCACAGGUGUCUGUACAUGCACACAUGUGCACAUGCCUGUGUUUAUGUGUGUGCUCCGCAGGCCUGUCGAGGAACAUGAGUGAUCCUGCUCUGGCCCACACAGGAAGGCGCUAACUCAGCAGCUCGUAUCAAUACCGCUCCACUUACAGCGAAGGCCACGUAAUGAAAAUCCGAUGGGCACGC
This is a messenger RNA of Lagopus muta (rock ptarmigan), 2098 nucleotides long. It is a transcript of the gene SIGMAR1, whose product is annotated as sigma non-opioid intracellular receptor 1. Gene Ontology annotation, cellular component: endoplasmic reticulum. Lineage: Eukaryota; Metazoa; Chordata; Aves; Galliformes; Phasianidae. The coding region runs from base 54 to 722 and encodes 222 amino acids. The record is from RefSeq and is a predicted model, not a curated record. The transcript is spliced from 4 exons.